Messenger RNA from Chondrus crispus (carragheen), 915 nucleotides. RefSeq lists its product as hypothetical. Lineage: Eukaryota; Rhodophyta; Florideophyceae; Gigartinales; Gigartinaceae. Bases 1 to 582 code for a protein of 193 amino acids. The record is from RefSeq and is a predicted model, not a curated record. The transcript is spliced from 2 exons.
AUGGGCAUUCCACAACAAACUACAUCACCAGAAAAUGCCGGUCCUCAGAAUACGAAAAGUGAACAUGUGAAGAAGACUUUGUUUUUGAGUAUUCCUGAAAGCAGGAGCAGCAUAGAAGAUGCUCAGUGUCCUGGAUUACCAGAUUUAAUUGAAGAAAAUCAUGUUGUAAAUAAGACAGACUUGAAGGUGGAUUGUUUAUCCAGUGAGAGAAUGAGUUUGCCUCUUCUUGCUGGUGGAGUAGCAGAUGAUAUUAAUACUAACAAAAAAGAAGGAAUUUCAGAUGUUGUGGAAGGAAUGGAACUGAAUUCUUCAAUUACAUCACAGGAUGUUUUGAUGAGUAGCCCUGAAAAAAAUACAGCUUCACAAAAUAGCAUCUUAGAAGAAGGGGAAACUAAAAUUUCUCAGUCAGAACUAUUUGAUAAUAAAAGUCUCACUACUGAAUGCCACCUUCUUGAUUCACCAGGUCUAAACUGCAGUAAUCCAUUUACUCAGCUGGAGAGGAGACAUCAAGAACAUGCCAGACACAUUUCUUUUGGUGGUAACCUGAUUACUUUUUCACCUCUACAACCAGGAGAAUUUUGAAUUUAAAAAUAAAUCCAAACAUUUUCCUUCAUAUUAUCAAUGCUUAUAUAUUCCUUAGACUAUUGAAAUUUUGGAGAAAAGGUAUUUGGGUUCACUUUUAUAGCAUAAAAUGUUUUAAUAUUCGGGGUUCGGCGGCGGAGGGUCUUAGAGUCGCGAUCACGAGAAUAGGUCCUGCGCGGUCAUCCGCUCCGAGACGUCUGGCCCUGGCCCCGUCUCAUUUUUGCCCCUGGUGUUGGGUCCAUGACUCAGCUCGCCUGGUAUGCCGUGUUGUAGCGCAUUUUUAAUCGUUUAAAUAUCAUUGGUGCGCCACUGCCAACAGUGGACGAAGCAUGA